This is a messenger RNA of Protopolystoma xenopodis, 3084 nucleotides long. The record is from the annotation of a GenBank genome assembly. Lineage: Eukaryota; Metazoa; Platyhelminthes; Monogenea; Polystomatidea; Polystomatidae.
UUGCUCCUUAAGAAGAAUGCUAUAUUUGAUUCUGUUCCUCCAGUCGGAAAUAAUAAAGAAAAUAUUGUUUCGUUACCAAAAUCCAUCGAAUGUCCCUUAUCUACUGAACUAUCAAGUCCCAAUCCUAACCUUCGUCGCUUUGUCAUCGAGCUUGGGACCUCAUCGGAUAGUGAUUCGGACCAGCCUGUCGAAGAAGGCAAUCAAGUUAGGGUGAUAAAGUCAACCGCUUUUCCUCCCCUUUUUAAACCGCCUUCAAAGCCAACCCAUAUUCAUCAGUCCAGGAUACCUCUACUUUUAUCUCUUCAUUCAUCAGAGAAGAGGCUUCUCAAGCAUCGGCACAACCUUUCCCGUCUUAAGGCUUCUAUCUACAGGCAAUCUAAUCUUAUAUCUCAAAGAGAGUCUGUCCAAAAGCAGUUGUCGGAAUUAAUAACCAAACUUAAAGUGCGACUCAGAAAAACGGUCAAUCUUCAUCGCCAAGCGAGUACUGCCUUAGUUAAAGCUCGACAUGCUGAAAAUCGCCUUCAAUCCAAAUACUCUGCUGAAGUCAAAUCCUAUAGUGAAUUCCUUACUCAUCUUAGAGGACUUGUUGAAAAGCAAGCAAAUACCACUAGUAAAGAUAUUGAUUCGCAUAGAAAAUCUGCUGACCCCGGGGAUCGACUCAUUAAUCGGCAUAAAGAAACUCUGCGUUUGCUUUUUGGGAUUUUCCAGCGAGCCAAAUUCAUUCAAAUAUUUAAUAAUUUUCUGCUAUUUCGUCGCUCUCCUACGAAAAUAAUUUCUUCGGUUGCAUAUCCUACUGCUGAAUGCGUGAGUAAUGGUUCUGAGCAUUCAGAUAGUCUGAUUAGCAUAGAUCCUUACCUCCCUCUCUGUCCAUUUAUUCUCGAUGGUGAAUGCAUUGAUCCUGCUUGCACAUAUCAACAUCUGAUUCCUAAAGAAGCUAAUUUCAAACUUUGUACUCUCAAACCUAUUAACCGGAGUCCGCCAAUAUUAUGUAGUAUUCCAGAAUCAUCCGGUUUAGAACUUGUUCGUUCUGGAACGGAAUUUUGUGAGGUUUGCUGUGACAACAUAAAACGGCAUAUUCCUAUCAAUCCUUCUUCUUCAGAGAAUUUGUUAAGGAUCUGGCAUGCGGCUUUUUGCUAUUGGAAACAAAACGAAAAAAUAUCGUUAAAACGUUUCCAGGCACAAAGUCGGCGAAUAUUUGAAUCAUCUCCCUUAGCUUAUGGUAUUUGCAAACACCAUCUGCACGCCCUCAGUCUUUCAUUAAAAAGCCCCCAGACUAAUUACAAAUCUGCUGCUUCUUCCAUAUUCCGUUCUUUGCUUACUUCUGAAUUUCCCCUUGAUGCAUGCAAAUUUGCCUUUAGAUUACCAAAGCUAUCUUUGAAGUAUAGAAGAAUCCUUCUAUUUCAUUGUCUUAAGUAUAUGAUAGAUUUAUCUCACACAGCAUCAGUGAGCGUAGAGAGACAAAUUGAUCUUAUAUUACCUUUCACUUUUAUUGUAUAUCACUGUCUAAGAAUAGACCUUGAAUAUUCAAAUCAAGGCCCUACAUUUACUUUGCUUGACAAUCUGCUGUCAGAUGAAGGCCUGUUGUCUUUGGCACCAAAACAUUUAUUUAGAUGGAGCGUCUGGCAUCUGAGGCUCCUAUUGGAUCUGACUUCACCCAAUUUCUUUGACGAUUCGUCAAUUUUCCUUCCCUUAGUUUCAUAUCCCAACAACUCUAAGCUUGUUUCAAUGCGAGACGUUUUUGUGGCUGCAACCAAAGACCUUAAUCUUGAGCAGGACUUGCUUAAUGUAAUUGAUCGAUUUGCACUCUCCCCUAAUUGCUUGGGCUCGCUUUAUGCAGGUCCAUUGGCUGUUGGAUAUUUGUAUAUACUUUAUGUUAUAGCUGAAGGAAGGCUUGAACCAGCCUUUACAUUGUGCUUGCGUUUAUCAUUAUGCCUUCCUUGUAUCGUGAAGGAGGACGAUUUCUUUUUUCCCCUUGCGGUUCAAAUAUUUUUACGUAGUAAACAGGCGUCAGGUUCUGCCUCCGAGUUCUUGUCAGAGGUUAGUAAACUCUUCCCCUCGCUUACUUCAGAUGAUUUAAUCUCCCACCGCAUUGAGUACGCUUUUAUUUCUGCUUGCCAUGCGUGGCAGAAAAAGCGCGUCCGCAGUGCUGCUUCAAUUUUAGAGGAUCUGAUAAUUGAUCUUGUUCAUCAUCUUCCUUCUACUUUACCCUCAACAUUUGCUAUCGCAUUUCGCGUACUUCUCAACAUUGCAGAUCAGUAUACUCUCCUUCGAAGUCUUCAUAGUUUUUAUCCUUCCACAAGCAGGUCCAGAUGCUAUUUAUGGCUGUGCUAUAUACUCUACCAGAUCCUUCAUUCUUGUGAUCUGGAUAAAUUAUUAAAAGAGCUUAAAUCAUACGUCCUUUAUUCGAGUGAUCAUUCUUUCGAUGUGACUCCCAUUGCUGGUGGUGUGGCUCAUCCUUGGCCUAUCUCUAGAUCCCUUUUAUUUGCCGGGCUUCAGAUUGCGUCUCGCCUCACAAAUGAUUCGGCCUACAUUGAUAGUCUUACUUCACUGCUCCUAGCAUCACCCAAUCAUAUUCUACCGACUAGUGCUACUCCAUGGCUAACUGGACUUAUUCAGGAAAUUGAUCUGGAGCGACUAUCAUCCCCUGAACCACGCUCUUCCAUCUGUAUGCAUCUCGUGGAACGCUAUGGAUAUGCAGUUGUGCCCCUUAUCUGCCGGAGCCUUUUCGCUCUUGGUGACACUUGGUUGGCAGAAAGACUUUGUGAUAUUGCAGCUCUGGAUCAACCUGAUUCUGAAGAAUUUUGGCUUCUUCACGCUUCCCUUAAAUUGGAUGACAUGCUGCGUAUCCGCAGUUAUGAACCACGAAGAGAUAAACGCGACGUCAAUUCAGCUAUUCUUAUUGAUAUUUUAUCACAAGGCAUCCUCUCUGUUCCUUCAAGUAUACGUCUUUGGCAGGAAUAUUCUGCCAUCGUUCGUGACCUUGGUGAUGGGGUUAGCAGACAGCGUUUAACAGACGCAGCAAACUUAGCGGGUCUUAAUGAACUCGUGGAGGACAUACUUUCUCGACCCCCUGGAACAGAGAUC